Messenger RNA from Misgurnus anguillicaudatus (oriental weatherfish), 2718 nucleotides. RefSeq names its product E3 SUMO-protein ligase ZBED1. The record is from RefSeq and is a predicted model, not a curated record. NCBI's taxonomy places the organism in Eukaryota, Metazoa, Chordata, Actinopteri, Cypriniformes, Cobitidae. Gene Ontology annotation, molecular function: DNA binding.
GCUGGGCGGUAAACCGGUUCAAAUCGAAAACCGGUUUUGUUUUUCGUUACGAUUUAAAUUUGUAAUAAACCGCUAUACCAGUGUAUUUAAUUACACGACGUUCGGAACUAACUUUACGCUCCGCCGCGCGACACUGUUUCAGACGGACCCUUUACAACGUUGCACUUCCUUAGCAGCGACGAGUGGACGAGCAGUGCUCGGGUGUUAUGUUACAGUGAAGAUGGAUGCUGAACAUGAAACAGAAGAACUUGUGCCAAAAAAAGGAGCCGGGUCUGUUGUUUGGAGGUUUUUUGGUUUCCAAAAAUCCGACGUCGACCAAACAACCAUUUUAUGCAAGUGCUGUCGGGCUAAAAUUCAAGCCAAAGGCGGCAACACGAGCAAUUUGCUCCAGCACCUUAGCCGCAAGCACGUCUUGGAAUAUCAAGAAUGUUUGAAAUUAAAGUCAGCGGACUCUGCGCCCUCCACAUCAGCAGGUAACACGGGGAAACCAAAAGAAAAGUCGAGCCAAAUGUCACUUAAAGACGCGUUCGCUAAAGGGACUUGCUACGACAAAAAAAGCAAACGGUGGAUCGAGAUUACAAACUCGAUCACUAACCACAUUGCCAAAGACAUGGUCCCGCUUAUUACAGUCGAAAAAGACGGUUUUAAGCAGAUGAUAAAGACGCUGGAUCCCAGGUAUGAAAUGCCGAGCAGAAAGUACUUUAGCCAAGUUGCUAUCCCCAACUUGUACCAAAAGCACAGAGCUAAGCUCGAAACAGACCUGGCAACCGUCCACCACUUCGCAGCAACGACUGAUAUGUGGUCCAGUCGCACUAUGGAGCCUUAUCUGAGCCUUACGGUUCACUUUAUAAGUGAAGAAUGGGUGUUGCAAAGUCAUUGUUUGCAGACAAGCUACUUUCCUAAUGACCAUACUGGAGAGUUUCUUGCAGCAGGCCUGAAAGAGGCAUUUGAUUCCUGGGGACUUUCGGAGCAGAAGCUAGUGGCCAUCACUACAGACAGUGGAGCCAACAUCAAGAAGGCUAUUGAACUGAACAAUUGGACAAGACUCCAGUGCUUUGGUCACAGGCUUCAUCUAGCCAUAGAGACAGCUAUGAAAGAUGACCGCAUACAACGUGCAGUAGGUGUCUGCAAAAGAAUUGUGUCAGCCUUCUCAUACUCUUGGAAGAAAAGGAGGGACCUGGCUAUUGUUCAGAACGAUCUGGGUCUUCCAAAGCAUGUGCUCACAACUGAGAUGCCUACAAGGUGGGGAUCGCGUCAAAUGAUGAUUAAAAGAGUACUUGAGCAAGAGAGGGCCAUUAGUCAGGUUCUAAAAGCUGACAAGAAAUCAAGGCACUUGGUCCUUAGCUGGCAAGAUGUGGAUGUCCUAGAAGCUGUCAACAAGGUGUUGAGCCCACUCCAGGACUUCACUGAUGCCUUGUCAGGAGAGCAAUAUGUCAGUGUCUCCUACCUCAAGCCAGUGCUCAGUCUCUUCAACACAUCCAUUCUUGCUGAGGAAGAGAGUGAUACUCAGCUGACGAAGGAUGUGAAGAGAAACAUUCUAGCUUACUUGAAUGAGAAAUAUUCCGAUCAGGUCACAGAUGACCUGCUUGACAUUGCAUCACUUCUUGACCCACGGUUUAGAACCAAGUAUAUGGAUAAAGAAAAGGUGGAGCGGGUUCUAUCCAGAGCAGUUGAAGAGAUUGUGCUACUAAUAAAGGCUCAACAGGACACACUCUCAGGGGCUGCUGGUGCAGCAGAAGCAGAGCCUGUUCCUCCUCCUGAGGAAAAAAGAAAAAAGACUUUGGCCAGCUUUUUCAAAAGGCAGAGCACCACCAGCAACAGCACACUCGCAGUGCCAGACGACCAAAGCAUCAGAAUGGAGCUGACAGUCUAUUUACAGACCACAGAGGUUGACAGUGAUACAGAUCCUUUAGACUGGUGGAGAUGCCAUCAGACAAAUUUCCCUCGCAUUGCCAAGCUAGCUCAGCAGUAUUUAUGCAUCCCUGCCACCAGUGCUCCAUCUGAGAGAGUUUUCAGCACUGGUGGCAACAUUGUCACUUGCCACAGGGCCGCACUCAAACCAGAUGCUGUGGACCGUCUCGUUUUCCUGGCAAAAAAUUUGUAAAUGUUGAAAUGUGUGAUUAUUGUUUACAUUUAUACAGGAUAAUAAUCCUGUGAGCCAAGUUGCAGUUGCACUUUAUAUUUAUUUUAUAUGUUCUGGUUUUAAAGCAAUACUUUUGAAGGAAUAACUAAUGCAAGUUGCAUAAUUUUAUUUUUGUAGACCUCAAAAGCAAUGCAAGACAAGUUAAUAUUUACUUGAAUAAACGUAAUGUUACUGGGCUUGUACUUGAAGAAAAAGUAUUUUAAGUUAAUUUAAGUGGACUUGUUCUUAUUUUGUUGUUCAAAAUAAAAUAUCAAAAUAAAUGUUCUGUAUUUUGACAGGAAUUGUCUUUGCAUUCUGAUCCUCAGUUCAUUAGAAUCAUGACUGGCUCUUAUUUGUAAACAACAGCAUAAUUUUCUGGGGCCAUGCAAGCCUGUAUUACUACUACUAUUGUGGAAUUAUUUUACAAUAUUCACUAGUAAUGACAGUAAAAUAGACCAUCCUCAAUUUACUGCAGUAAUUACUUUCUCAACCAGCAGAAAAUGCAUUUAACACCUGACUAUGCAUGAAAAAAAAAACCGUAAAAAACCGAAAACCGGCAUAAUUUUGAAAAAAACCUUGAUGUUCAUUUUUGGUCA